AUGGACCUGGCUUCGAGAAUGGUAUCAGUGGUAGCCAGGGUAACAGAAGCCACGGAAAGGACCAAACCUCCCAAAGUUGGCAUGGUGGUCGACGUCGCUGACGCCAAAUUUAUCGGUGGCCUCAUACCAUCAUUAGUGGAGAAGCUACCAUAUCCGUACUCACGACCAGAAUUCCUCUAUUUUUCUGAAGAUGAAAUCUCGCUAUCGGCAGAUCAAUGCGUUCGGCCAGUAUUAUGUCCGAAAUAUCCAGCGAGAAUGCCACUUUAUGCAGGCUACGCUGAAGUGGUCAAUGCAGGCAAAACCACUCAGAAUGAAGAUCAGGCUUCCGCCAGAAUGAUGACUUUGGUACAGCAAGGUUAUGAAGCUGAAGAGGCAAAGGAAUUGGAUCACUCCCAAAAUCACAGUUCGUCCGGCAGAUCCUCGAAGGACGACGACGAGUUGGUAUCUCCGACUGGUGGCAGCAACUCCGGUUCAGUGGCUCCUACCAGAGCUGAAGCUGCAUUCUUUGCGAUAUUCGACGGACAUGCAGGUGCUGGUGCCGCACUCGUGGCCAGCAAAUGCCUGCACGAACACAUUAAGACUCGAUUAGGGGAUGUACUGGAGUCAGUCAUACAAUUGGAUAGGAAUGAGACGCUGAUGUCAGGACGGAGACGUUCAGAUUCUUCUUAUAGUAUAACUAAGAUUGACUCUGUUGCAAUACGAUGUGAUGAGCUAGUCAUUGGAGCGUUAGAAGCAGCUUUCGUAGACAUGGAUUCCCAAAUAGCUGAAGAUAAGCAAACAUGGCGAAUUUCUGGUGGUUGUGCUGCAAUAGCCGUUUUGGUGUUCCUCGGAAAAAUUUUUGUAGCAAACGCGGGUGAUUGCCGGGCAGUGCUGGUGACAGAAGAAGGCUCACGACCAAUGAGUUCGGAUUUUACACCUGCCACAGAACGGAAGCGGCUACAGACUCUAGCAUACCAGAGCCCUGAACUAAUCGGUAACUGCUUUUCUCGACUAGAAUACUCACGAACGUUGACCAAAAAGGAUCUCAAAACAAAAGUUCUCUUUAGAGACUGGUUCAUGGACGGUUGGGCAUCGAAAACAGUGAAAGAGAGCGAUUUGAAGCCACCGCUGAUUAGUGAAUCCACGAGGAAGAAACGACUUCUGAACACCAUUGGCGUGUCGCGUGGGUUUGGAGAUCAUCAUCUGUAUACAGUUGACGAUCACCUACCAAUCAAACCAUUUCUGUCUUCCGUACCUGAGGUGCGAGUUUUUGAUUUACGCAACCUGGACACAUUGACGGACAAGGACGUCUUGCUGGUCGCUUCAGAUGGCUUAUGGGACGUGCUUAGCAACGAAGAUGCUGGCUUGAUUGUUCGCUCAUCUCUCUCCGCUACUGAGCAAAGCGAACAGUCCAGGUACAGCAUGGCGGCACAAGAACUGGCUAGCGCAGCAAGAGGUUACCCAAGUGGUAGCAACGGACACCGGUGGAUGAUGAACAGCGGUGGAAGCGCAUCUACCGAUGAUAUCACUGUAUUCGUGAUUCCUCUGAAAUACUGCGUAGCCCCUCCUCCAGAAGACGACGAUGACGACGAAAUGAUAAGUCUUUGUGCAGACGAAUAG
Messenger RNA from Cylicocyclus nassatus, 1599 nucleotides. The record is from the annotation of a GenBank genome assembly. Lineage: Eukaryota; Metazoa; Nematoda; Chromadorea; Rhabditida; Strongylidae.